This is a messenger RNA of Botrytis byssoidea, 780 nucleotides long. RefSeq lists its product as uncharacterized. The coding region runs from base 1 to 780 and encodes 259 amino acids. Lineage: Eukaryota; Fungi; Ascomycota; Leotiomycetes; Helotiales; Sclerotiniaceae. The record is from RefSeq and is a predicted model, not a curated record. The transcript has 4 exons.
AUGGGAGAUACAUCAAAGAAGCCAGAGUUCGUUUUCGUGCCUGGAGCAUGGCAUAGCCCAGAAUCUUUUAAACCCACCACAGAUAUCCUUGAAGCGAAGGGUUACAAAGUCCACGGCAUUUCCCUAAAAUCUGUGGGUGCAUCUCCUCAUCUCGAAGAUUCCCAGCCAGAUGUAGAAAUAAUCAGGAACAAAAUCGACUCUCUCCUCUCCACGUAUACUCCCCUGAUUCUCGUCUACCACUCCUAUGGCGGAGUAGUCAGCUCGUCGGCUUUAGACACCUAUAUCGCCACCCUCUCUCCUUCAACCACCCCCUUCUCUCCUACUGACCUGAUCCGCCGUUUGGUUUACAUCGCUGCCUUCUGUCUCCCCAAAUCCGCAUCUUUGAUGAGUGCCCUGAAUCAUAAUCCUCUUCCCUGGUGGACUAUCUCCCCAGAUUCCAGAGCUAUCACUUGUUCAGAUGCUUAUGGAAUCUUCUAUUGCGAUGUUUCCAGAAAUGAAGCACAAAAAUAUGUGGAGAUGCUGAAGGAACAUAGUUACAAGACUCUUGAUUUGCCAGUGACUACAAAGCUGUGGAGACACAUUCCGAGUACGUUUGUUGUUUGUGAAGAAGACAAGGCGAUUCCUGUUGAAGCGCAGUUGGGGAUGAUUAGGGGAGCACAGGAGAUUGCCGAGGGGAGUUUCGGCACGAUCGAAAGUACAAACGCCGGCCAUAGCCCAUUUAUAAGCCAACCGGAAUGGCUGGCUGAGAAAUUAAUAAAAGCCGCUGGAAAUCCUAUUUGA